AUGGAGACUAAGCUUCUGCUUUCUGCUCACAAACCCUUGUUCGUCUCUUGCAACUCUCCGUUCAAUGAAAAACCUCACCUUUCCGUCAAAUCCCAUUUACCCAUGUCCACAAUUCGAGCUGCGAGGUCUCAGUUUUUGGGGGAAGGAUUGAUUUUGGGGAACAAGUACGGGUUUUGGAGCGCUUCUAAGAAGCCCCGUGUCGUUGUCGAGCCGGUGAGAGCUGCUGUGAAGAGAAGGAAAGAGCUUACUUUCGAUAACGUUGUUCAAAGAGAUAAGAAGUUGAAACUGGUGUUGAACAUUAGGAAGAUUCUCGUGAGCCAGCCCGAUAGGACGAUGUCUCUUAGGGGUUUAGGUAAGUACAGGAGAGAUCUAGGGUUGAAGAAACGUCGUCGGUUUAUAGCUCUGCUUAGGAAAUACCCAGA
Microthlaspi erraticum is the source of this 422-nucleotide messenger RNA. The record is from the annotation of a GenBank genome assembly. Lineage: Eukaryota; Viridiplantae; Streptophyta; Magnoliopsida; Brassicales; Brassicaceae.